AGCGCCCAUAGAGUGGUGUUGGCGUCGACUCUGCAGUACUUCAACGCCAUGUUCAUCGGAUCCACAGUCGGUGGUCAGUACGUGGAGUCCGGACUCUACGAGAUCCACAUCAAGAACAUCGACGGCCCGGCGCUCAACGAGAUCAUCAAAUGGUGUUACACGGGAUGUGUGGACACGAGUGCAGACAAUGUCCAGCAGCUGAUGAGUGCGGCCAAGAUGUUGGACUGCGGACAUGUGGUCGCCAUUUGCAGCCAAUUCAUUGAAUCCCAAUUACAUCCCGAGAACGCUUUGGGUGUCUAUGGCUUCGCGGAACUCUUGGACUGUCGAGACCUCCAAGAGUUUGCACUGAAUUACAUCUACAAUAACUUCCGACUCAUUGCCACCCAAUCCGAAGAGUUUAUGCAAUUGACGGCCGAAAGAGUGGCGCAAAUCAUAUCAUCUGAUUUGGUGGACACCGGCGAUGCGGGCGAGUCGGUGGUGCUGUCGGCGCUCAUGGCGUGGAUAAUGUACGACCGGUGCGAUCGGAUGAAGUACUUGUCGUCACUCAUACAACACAUACGGUUCCCGCGGUUCACUCAGGAGAGUCUGGUGCGCAUUGAGGACGAGUACCCUCUCAUCAAGUCUGACCCCAACUGCAAAGACCUGCUCAUCGAAGCCAUGAAAUACCAUCUCUGUAAGGGUCGGCUCACUAUCGCCAACAACGCCCGCUUCCGAGUCAGGACACCCUUAGGCCGACCCAAGUGUCUGGUGGUGGUCGGCGGUCAGGCGCCCAAAGCUAUCAACAGUUGCGAGUACUAUAACUUCGAGUCCGACCAGUGGGCAGACCUGGGAUGCAAUUUGCCGAGCAAUAGGUGUCGGGCCGGUCUGGCCGUCCUUAACGGCAUUGUCUACGCCAUCGGCGGUUUUAACGGCUCGUUACGGGUGGGAACUGUCGACUACUUCGACCCCAAGUCCAACAUGUGGAAUGCCUGCACGCCAAUGGAAGCCCGCAGAAGCACCCUGGGUGUGGGCGUUUUGCACGAUAUGGUAUACGCUGUGGGAGGCUUUGACGGCUCCAUUGGUCUCCAGUCGGCUGAGGUGUUCAAUCCCGUCAUGAAGACCUGGCAAUUCAUCGCUCCCAUGUCCACCCGACGCUCCUCUGUAGGUGUGGCCACACUCAACGACGGUCUGUACGCUGUGGGCGGCUAUGACGGCGCCAGUAGGCAAUGCCUGUCGUCUGUCGAGUUCUACAAUCCGGUGAACAACACGUGGACAUUGAUAUGCGAUAUGUCUCAGAGGCGGUCGGGCGCCGGGGUUGGGGUACUGGAGGGCCGGCUGUACGCGAUUGGCGGUCACGACGGGCCGGCAGUACGGAAGAGUGUGGAGUGUUAUGACCCGAAAGUGAACUCUUGGUUCCAGUGCUCAGAUAUGAUUAUAGCGCGCCGUAACGCGGGUGUAGUGGCCAAGGAUGGGCUCCUGUAUGUGAUUGGCGGCGAUGACGGACAGAGCAAUUUGGCGUCCGUUGAGGUGUAUAACCCUAAAGUGAAUUCGUGGUCUCUUUUGCCGCACAAUAUGUCUAAAGGGAGGAGUUAUGCGGGGGUCGCCAUCUUGAAUAAGAACUGGUCCUGA
Oppiella nova is the source of this 1608-nucleotide messenger RNA. The record is from the annotation of a GenBank genome assembly. NCBI's taxonomy places the organism in Eukaryota, Metazoa, Arthropoda, Arachnida, Sarcoptiformes, Oppiidae.